This is a messenger RNA of Cricetulus griseus (Chinese hamster), 1404 nucleotides long. The record is from RefSeq and is a predicted model, not a curated record. NCBI's taxonomy places the organism in Eukaryota, Metazoa, Chordata, Mammalia, Rodentia, Cricetidae.
AUGGCCCUCCACCCUCGAAGAGUCCGGCUGAAGCCCUGGCUGGUGGCCCAGGUGGACAGUGGCCUCUACCCUGGUCUCAUCUGGCUACAUAGAGACUCCAAACGCUUCCAGAUCCCCUGGAAACAUGCCACACGGCACAGCCCCCAACAAGAGGAAGAAAACACCAUUUUUAAGGCUUGGGCUGUGGAGACUGGAAAGUACCAGGAAGGGGUGGACGAUCCUGACCCGGCUAAAUGGAAGGCUCAGCUCCGCUGUGCUCUCAACAAAAGCAGGGAAUUCAACUUGAUGUAUGAUGGCACCAAGGAAGUGCCCAUGAAUCCUGUGAAGAUCUACCAAGUGUGUGACAUCCCCCAGCCCCAGGGCUCUGUCAUUAACCCAGGGUCCACAGGGUCUGCUCCUUGGGAUGAGAAAGAUAACGACGUGGAUGAAGAUGAGGAAGAAGAUGAGCUCGAUCAGUCGCAGCACCACGUCCCCAUCCAGGACACCUUCCCCUUCCUGAAUAUCAGCGGUUCUCCUAUGGCUCCAGCCAGCGUGGGCAACUGCAGUGUGGGUAACUGCAGCCCUGAGUCAGUGUGGACCAAAACAGAACCUCUGGAGAUGGAAGUACCCCAGGCACCCAUCCAGCCGUUCCACAGCUCCCCAGAGCUGUGGAUCAGCUCUCUCCCCAUGACUGACUUGGACAUCAAGUUUCAGUACCGUGGGAAGGAGUAUGGGCAAACCAUGACGGUGAGCAACCCUCAGGGCUGCCGGCUCUUCUAUGGGGACCUGGGCCCCAUGCCCGACCAGGAGGAGCUCUUUGGUCCUGUCAGCCUGGAGCAGGUCAAGUUUCCGGGUCCAGAGCAUAUCACUAAUGAGAAGCAGAAGCUGUUCACCAGUAAGCUGUUGGAUGUCAUGGACAGGGGACUGAUCCUGGAGGUCAGCGGACACGCCAUUUAUGCCAUCAGGCUGUGCCAGUGCAAAGUGUACUGGUCCGGGCCGUGUGCCCCCUCACUUGCUGCUCCUAACCUGAUUGAGAGGCAGAAGAAGGUCAAGUUGUUUUGUCUGGAAACAUUCCUGAGUGAGCUCAUUGCCCACCAGAAAGGACAGAUAGAGAAGCAGCCACCAUUCGAGAUCUACUUGUGCUUCGGGGAGGAAUGGCCGGAUGGGAAGCCCCCGGAGAGGAAGCUCAUCUUGGUUCAGGUCAUUCCAGUGGUGGCUCGGAUGAUCUAUGAGAUGUUUUCUGGGGAUUUCACCCGGUCCUUUGACAGUGGCAGCGUUCGGCUGCAGAUCUCCACUCCAGACAUCAAAGAUAACAUUGUCGCCCAGCUCAAGCAGCUGUACCGAAUCCUUCAAACCCAGGAGAGCUGGCAGCCCAUGCAACCUGCCCCUAGCAUGCAGCUGCCCCCUGCCCUGCCUGCCCAGUGA